Molecule: messenger RNA, 3904 nt
Organism: Mercenaria mercenaria
Lineage: Eukaryota; Metazoa; Mollusca; Bivalvia; Venerida; Veneridae
Product: exocyst complex component 4-like
Exons: 29
Coding region: 78-2966 (962 amino acids)
Biological process (GO): exocytosis; Golgi to plasma membrane transport; chemical synaptic transmission
Cellular component (GO): synapse; growth cone membrane; exocyst
Source: RefSeq, a predicted model, not a curated record
UUUAAGGUGAGCAUAUUCUUUAUGCACAAAUACAAUGUAUUCUAGAAAAACCCGGAAGUGAAUGGGGCAGCACAAAAAUGAUGGAAAAUGAGCAAAAAACGGCUGUUGCAUCCCCUGCAAAGCCGAAACAGACAUCUGGAUUUUUGAUGUCAAUAGUGAGAACACUUUCUGCAAGUGUCGAUUUCCAACAGAGGGAAAAGGAAAAAGCUAGGAUUGAGCAAGCAUUUAAGCAGAGUGACAAGAAACUUGGUGAUCUUGUUAAAGAAAAUUACCAGGAUCUGACAUCAAUACUAACAUCAUUCAGUGGAAUCAGUGAUAAGGUCAAAGAAUCUCGUGAGAAGAUCAAGAAGAUUAAGGAAGAUUUAAGCAGCUGUAAAACAUUGUUACAUUGUAAACGUGAUGAGUUACGUAGACUUUGGAUUGAAGGUGUGGAGCAGAAAACCAUCGCUUCACUACUUGAUCAAAUUGAGCAAGUGAAGAGUGUACCAGACAAGUUAGAUAACUUUCUUGCGAAGAAACAUUACCUCCAUGCUACAGAUCUUAUUGUCAGUGCAGUGGCAAAAUUGGAGAGUAACUUGUCUGGAGUAGAAGCACUGAGAGAUCUGAAGGUUGAAAUGCUCGCAAGAAAGGAGAGGAUGCAUGAAAUACUGAUUGAAGAGUUAAACAGACAGAUAUAUACAGUAUCAUCCCAGGCGUCACUGUCACGGACAGGGUCAGGUCGCCGAGGUGACAUGUCACCAAGAGCUAUGCUGGAGUUUGGAUCACAACAAAGGGGAAGCAAUUUUACCAUAUCUACAAACAUGUCGGAGAGUUUGAUGACAGACCCUGAAGAAGAUCCCCAGAAAUUCAUCUCAAUACUUAUAGAAUCCUUGUUUAUACUGAGGAAAAUUCCAGAGGCUGCUGAGGCUAUAAAGAUGAGGAUGCACCCAGAACUUAUUGCCAUUGUUGCUAGGGCCUCAAACCAGGUAGCAGACAGUUUAGGGAACCAGGGUGAGAAUUUGAUGACCCAGUACCAGCCAAGACAGCUCCUAGAACUGCUAGAAAUAAUCUUUGUACAGUUCAGAUCUGUGGCAAAUAUACACAAAGUGGUACUGCAGAAUCUCCAUAGAAUUAUUAAAUCUGGGGUAUACAUCAGAUCAGAGUAUAUGUAUACAAUGAAAGACGUCUGGUCUAAAAUACAAGCUGUGCUACAGUUGCUACUAAGUGAGUAUCUAGAUGUCAGGAACACAGAGAAGUCCCGACAACAAGCACCAAGUAGCUUUGAUGAACCCAAUAUGGAUAUCGGUGUAUACUUUGCCAAGAAGAGGCCACAAAAACAUAAAAAGGUGUCACUGUUUAGAUUUGAUGCUUCCAUACACGCACUGAGUACAAACAGUUAUGUUGAAGAUACCAGACAGUUUGAUAGUGAGCUAUUUGAAAAAGGAUCUGUGCAUGUUGAUAAACCAAAACAUGUGUUUGUCUGUAAACCUUCAGUUGAUAAUAUAAAAGCUAUUUACAAACCUGUGCAACUCUUCAUAAAGGAGAUAGAAACUGCUUCAGAACUUCGCUCUGGUACAACAAGUUUGCACGAGUUUGUGACAGAUUUCAUAGAGAAGAUUUAUUUAGGGCAUGUACAUUUUGUUGUUUCCAACAAUAUCAGUCUAGCAACAAAAGCACCGGAGAGACGUGAAUCAUUCUUUGAUUUGUUGUCAAACAAUAGCACGUCUGCGGAAAUUCUCAAGAAAGGCUUUGAUGCACUACGAAAUGUCAUUGAUCAUAAAACACAGAAGGAGCUCGGUGUUCCCAGACCUUUACUACAGAGCACAGUGACUGUAGAUAGAAGUGUUUUAGAGCUGAAAGAGCUAAUGACAGACUUGCCAGAUUAUGCCGACCAGUUUCUCAACAUGAUCUGCAAUGUACUGCGAGGAUAUAGGGAUACUUGUCAUUCUGCCUAUAGGGGUAUUGUACAGUAUGAUGCAGAUGAGAAGCGGGUAAUCAGUGCUAUGUGGGCUAAAGACGAAGACAUCAGCAGAUUCCUAAGGUCAUUACCAAGUUGGAGAACCUUGCAGCCAACAGAUGGCCAUGAACUGAACAGGACGGUGUGUUCUGAGGAAGAGAUGAGAGCCUUGAAUUCAAAGGAAGCUGUGAUCCUGAUAACUAAUCUGUCAUCAGAGGAGGCAUUUAUUCCACAACAUGAGAUCAUCACUGAUGUCACACAGAUGAGAACUGUUGCUAAUGUUCAUGAAAGCUUGGAAUGGUUUUCAACGCGACUGAAGAAUUUUUCUGUUACAAAAACCACAAUAGCGACACAGUACUUAAAUGUAGAAUCCCCACUGUAUGAUGAUGCUCCAACAGUUUUACCUAAAACACUUGAGUCAUUGAACAGUCUAGUGAAGGAUUUCCAAGAUUUAGCAGAGAUUUGUUUGUUACUGUUACAUCUAGAAGUGAGGGUUCAUUGUUUCUACUAUCUCAUGCCAGUAGCCAAACAGUCAAAUUAUGCUGGUCCCAUUGAUGAUUUAGAUCCAGACUCUAAUGUGCUUAAGUUAAACAAGGAUCUGUCUGGUAUGGAAGAAGUAUUGUCACAAAGUCUACAGCCUAAAAAAUUCAAGUAUAUAUUUGAAAGUCUUGGCUACCUUGUUGCAUCAAUCCUGAUGAACAGUAUGCAGUUUAUCAAGAAAAUCAAUGAAAAUGGAAUAAAAAAAAUGUGUCGAAACCUGUUUGCCAUACAACAGAAUCUUACAAAUAUCACAAUGUCGAGAGAGUCUGAUCUAGACCAUGCCAGACAGUACUACGAAUUACUGUAUCUCAAUGCACAUGAUAUUCUCACUUCAAUAGCGGAGAAGGGUCCACAGUUUACAUUCAGCGAGUACAGUCAAUUACUUCAUCUACAUCAUCGCAGCCAUUUCACAUCGGACCCUACAGUUAUAGACGGUCAUAUUCAGAGAUUGAGAGACGUCAUUGAGAAAGGUCAAAAUGAAACGGUUUAGACUAAAAUGUGAAACGUGUUUUAGACAUGUGUACUUUUUUCAUCGAGAAAGUACGAAAUGUAGCUGUCUAGUCUUAACAUGAAUGCCAUCAGGAAAACAGUUUAGACUAAAUGUCAAACAUAUUUGAGAGAAUUCAUUGAGAAAGUUCAGAAUAUAGCGAUAUAGCCUUAACGAUUUCCACUAAACCUUACAGGUUAGUUAUACAUCAGCAGUGAUUUUCAGCAGAGUUAUGGCAUGUGAUUUGUCAUAUUUACAGUGUUUACACUACUUGCUGUAAACCAUUUGUCUGAAUUGCACCAAAUCUCACAAGUGGUUAGUGUGAGGAGUAGUUACGCAUUAUAUCGUCAUAUUGUCAGUGGAGUCAUGACCCUUGAUUUGUCACAUCCUUUGAUCUAUGCUACUUCUCUGCUCCCACUGGUUGAAAUUCCACCAAACUUCACAGGAGUUAACACUGCCAAGCCUAGUUGUAUAUGAGGUUGGAAUGUUACGGUUCACUCAUAAUCGAUGGAGGUAUUGCCCUUAAUUUGUGGCAUUUUACAAUCGGUGAUCACUUCGUGGUAAGUGGUGAGAGACAAACGUUUUUCAUGAAAAACAAUCUCUAGUUUGUUUAAAAAAUCUAGAAGUUCAGAAUGAAAUACUGUACAUUUUUGAGAAACGAGGUUACACAUGUUGAGUGCAAGUCACUUUAUGUAUAAUAUGAAGUGUUGAGAGUGAUUGUUGUGCUUAUUGAAAGAUUUUUUUAUACAGAUUUUUGUUAUGCACAAUGUAACUUUGUAAGUUUAACAAUUGAAAGGUAUUUUGUCAAAUAUAAUGUUAUAACGUGCAAUAUUUUCUUCAUUUAAAAUUGUUAUGUGUACUGUUAUAUUGAUUUAUUGUAUGUUAAAGUGCAUUGGUAUAUGCCUUUAUGAUUUCAUGUGAUAAUAAAAUACAUGAAGAUA